AUGGCACCUAAUUCCGCACAAAGUCUCGAUCGACAGGAAAGACUCACGGAUGUGCUAAAAAGAGAUGAAGCACAAUGGAAAGAUGAUUGUUUACCGUGUCGACUCACUGGAUCCUUCGCAUUUAUCGGCCUCGGAAUCUACAGUUACUUCUCCGGACAAUCCCAAUUAAAGGCCCAAGAAGCGAAGAUUCUAAAGAGCAAGUCUAUGUUUGGUAUGAAGAGUCGGCAAACUGGUAUUACUGGUAUUGCAUUGACACUCGUUGGAAUGGGACUUUGGAGACUGAAAAAUUAG
Molecule: messenger RNA, 291 nt
Organism: Botrytis sinoallii
Lineage: Eukaryota; Fungi; Ascomycota; Leotiomycetes; Helotiales; Sclerotiniaceae
Exons: 2
Coding region: 1-291 (96 amino acids)
Source: RefSeq, a predicted model, not a curated record